GACGCAGUUGACAAGUCCACUAUUCCGGUGUAUAACAGUUAUAAUAUUGUGUUUCUUAUCUUUAGGCAAACAUGCUUCCGAUAUAAAUUAAAAUAAAAAAAAACUAGGUGUCUGUGUAUUUCUAAUACCAGUAGUGAUAUUAGAACGGACCAAACAUGUUGAAGGUAUCAAUUUUAUUCAUUCUGCCGGCGCUUGCCUCCUGCUUCCUCUUUGGAAGAGAUCACUCAAGCUGGAACGGCUUGAAAGUGACAUGGGGUUUUAACCCAUUCAGUUCCUUCAAGAGUAUGCCACGUACACGUGCCGCAGCUUUAUCUAGUCAAUGGGUCUCACUCAAUCCCGGCGGAUGCAGUGAUAAUCCUAAGUUUAUGGGAGAAAGGUUCAUCAAAAGCAGAGAUCAUGCAGUGAUACUUAUCUUUGACGUAGCUGGUUACAUUGCCGGAAUCCAGAUUGGGUGGCCAGCAAAUUUCAGUCCAAAUCCAAACGAUUAUCCAUUUGGUCCACUGAAGAAUUCAGCAGUCGUUGUAGACAAUGGAUACAACUACGUGACAGCUUACUUUGUGGACCCUUCGAUUAUUUGCAACGGUGGUCGAACUGCUAGUCAAUUCCACUCUCAAGGAACAGGAACCGGUUUGUGGAUUCAGAAUGGAACCAAUCCUGUCGCCCACUCUAUCACUAUACCCAAAACCGUCGCCGAUGCUGACGCUAGUAAAUGGACUAAAGGAGCCUGCUUUGUUACAAUGGGUCUCCACUACUGGUACGAUAUAAGUAAGAACAUGGACUGUGACAACUUUUUCCCGGUAUUUCUUCUCUACAAUGGCGGUGUUCUCAACGGAUUUGGAUGGGCUUUAGCAAUGGAUUUGAAUAAUUAUUCUCCGCGCAUCGAACAUCCUCCACAAAGUUCUUAUGGGAACUUUAUGACUCCACCACCAGACUGUCUGGGCCCUCUCGGGACAAUGACGACAUUACAUAUUUACCUAACCGACAGCGCCACUGCAGACACGUGCUAGUUAGUCACGUGGUUCGAAAAGCAGAUUAUCCGGAUGCUAUUGUAAAGAUCGUCUGGUUCCUUACUCAUUCUUAAACCACGAAAAUUGUUUCACAAUUUCUUUAUAUUUAAUAUUUUUAGUAGGUAUUCAGCAAUUUUCAGACUAAUUUGUACUGUUCAAAUGCCAUCUGCAUUUUAUUCAAAUACAUAUACUAAUAAGCUAUGUCUUCCGAAUUUGUAUGGACUCUUAUCUGUUCAUGAAAUAGUGUAGUACUUGAAUAAACAUGUAUAGUUUC
Molecule: messenger RNA, 1281 nt
Organism: Ruditapes philippinarum (Manila clam)
Lineage: Eukaryota; Metazoa; Mollusca; Bivalvia; Venerida; Veneridae
Exons: 8
Coding region: 156-1007 (283 amino acids)
Source: RefSeq, a predicted model, not a curated record